AUGGGUGAAAACAGUGCUGCUGACUUAUACAUGGAGAACAGCAGUGCAUGUCGCAUGGCUUACGAAGAGCUUCGGAGGAUUCCGCCAGUGAAUCGGCAUAUCCUUUCCAUCCAGAGUCACGUUGUGCACGGUUAUGUUGGAAAUAAAUGCAGCGUCUUUCCCCUGCAGGUUUAUUUUUCCUUCCUUGACGAGGUUUUUUUUUCUUUUUUGCUGAAAAUCGCCAUUUUGAAUAAAUAA
This is a messenger RNA of Gongylonema pulchrum, 237 nucleotides long. Lineage: Eukaryota; Metazoa; Nematoda; Chromadorea; Rhabditida; Gongylonematidae. The record is from the annotation of a GenBank genome assembly.